AUGGUGAAAGAACUGGAUCCUAGCUUAAACGAAAGCGAAUUUCUUUUGGAAGCCUUGCGUAAAGGUCACCGAGUCGACGGUCGUGCUGUUUACGACAUGCGAUUGAUUGAACUGACAUUUGGUUCGGAUUACGGCCAUGUCGAAAUCCAACUGGGAAGAACAAGAGUGGCAGCACGAGUCACUGCUGAGGUGGUUCGACCGCGUCCCGACAAACCUACCGAAGGCAUGUUGCUAUUCAACACCGAAAUAUCACCCAUGGCGUCUGCUUUAUUUGACGCUGGCAGCCGAUCGGAAGAAGAAGUUCUUAUUAGUCGUAUCAUUGAGAAAGCCAUGCGUCGAAGCCGGGCCAUUGAUACGGAAGGUCUGUGUAUUGUUGCCGGAGAAAAGGUCUGGAGCAUUCGUGUGGAUCUGCAUUUCAUGGAUCACGAUGGAAACCUGAUCGACUGUGCAUGCAUAGCGGCUAUUACCGCGCUGUUACACUUUAGACGACCGGAUGUCACAGUUGUCGGUGAAGAAGUAACCAUUCAUCCAGUCGAUCAACGCAACCCGGUGCCGUUAAGUGUACAUCAUAUACCUAUCUGUGUCACAUUUGGAUUUUAUGCGAACGGCGAGUUAAUGGUGGUAGAUCCCACCUAUUUAGAAGAGCAAGUACAAGAAGGCAGCAUGACUAUUACAAUGAAUAUACACAAGGAAAUUUGCACGCUUUCAAAAGCGGGCGGUAUUCCCUUGGAGAUGGACCAAGUACUCCGAUGUUCACAAGUGGCGCUUGUCAAGGUAACCGACGUCACCGAACAAAUUCAAAAAGCCUUGGCCGAUGAUAAAGUAGCAAGGUAA
Molecule: messenger RNA, 834 nt
Organism: Radiomyces spectabilis
Lineage: Eukaryota; Fungi; Mucoromycota; Mucoromycetes; Mucorales; Radiomycetaceae
Product: ribosomal protein S5 domain 2-type protein
Exons: 6
Coding region: 1-834 (277 amino acids)
Biological process (GO): TRAMP-dependent tRNA surveillance pathway; exonucleolytic trimming to generate mature 3'-end of 5.8S rRNA from tricistronic rRNA transcript (SSU-rRNA, 5.8S rRNA, LSU-rRNA); nuclear polyadenylation-dependent rRNA catabolic process
Cellular component (GO): nuclear exosome (RNase complex); cytoplasmic exosome (RNase complex)
Source: RefSeq, a predicted model, not a curated record